AUGUUUAAACGGUUAUUAGGAAGUAACAAACAACCAAAAGAAGUAGGAGAUAUUCUUGUCUCUUCAGCAGACAUUCAAAAAGGAGAUCUCAUUUCUAAAAAUGGACCACAUGGUGAUGUCUAUCGAUGUUUAUUUAAAAAGACUAAAGCAGUUGUUAAGUUUUUCUCAAAAGCUGACUCAAGUCAAAAGUCUUUUAAAGAAGAAACAGAAACUUUAAAAAAAAUAUUCCAUCCAAAUGUUCUUUUGAUUAUGGGCAUAAUAGCAGAAAAAGGAAUAACUGGUGUUAUCAUGGAGUCUAUGAGAUGUAAUUUAUAUAAUGUCCUUUAUGAACCAACUAAAUGUCCAAAAGCACUUCAAAAAAUUAGUAGAUUAAAUAAAUUUAAAAUUCUCAGAGAUAUAGCAGUUGGACUUGCUUUUAUUCACUCUCUUGCAAAAAUUCCUCAUGGAAACUUAAAAUUAACAAAUAUUCUUUUUGAUGAUUCAGGUAAAGUCAAAAUCUCUGAUUAUUUCUAUUCUAAUUUAAGAACACCAGUUAAAGUAAAUGGUUAUUAUGUAUGUUCUCAAAAAGGUAAUAAUGCUUAUCAAGCACCUGAGGUUUGGUUAAAUGGAACUUUUCCAAAUGCUGCUUCAGAUGUUUAUUCAUUUGCUCUUAUUACAAUAGAAUUUAUGGUUGAAAAUAAUUCUUUUUAUGGAGACUAUGAUACAGCAGAUGAUAAAUCUAUUUUUACUGCUAUUCAAAAGAAAGUCAAAGUUACUAUUCCUCAGUCAUUCAGUCAAACUCAUAAAGUUAUUCUUGGCAGGUGUCUCAAUUAUGAACCAAAAAAUAGACCAUUAAUGGAAAGUGUUCUUGCUGCUUUUGAUCAAAUAGUUGUUGAAUCAACUAUGACUUCAGUAGAUGCUAUUGAAUUUUGGUCAGAUAGAUUUUCUGAUGGAGACGUUCCAUUGUUUGAAGUAUCAUAUGAUGACGUUAUGUUUGCUUUAGAUGAAACUGUUUUAAGUGAUUGUGAUGAGAACGUCAAGAAUGAAAUUAAAGAAGACUUGGCACCUCUCUUCCCUGCAAAUGGAAUUGUUACUGCAGUUGAUUUUGAUACUGUUGUUUGUUGGUUUGGUGAAUUCUUCAAUGAUCCAAAAAUUAUUGAUGAAAUGAGAGACAUUGUUUCUGCUUCUUAUUUUAGUGGACUUAUUGACAAAAAAGUUGCUGAAGGUAAACUUUCUGGAAAAGUUGAUGGAACAUAUCUUAUUAGAAUGUCAUUUACAGAUGCUAAAAAAAAUCCCUUCACUCUCACAAGAAAUGUCAAUGGUUCACCAAAACAUCAUAGAAUUGAAAGACUUUCUUAUGCAUUCGUGCAAGCUAGAUACCAAAUCACUAUUGAUAAUAAAAAAAUUACUGCUCAAACACUUAGCGGUUUGAUUGAAGCACUUACUAAAAUGGGACUUAUUGUUAAUCCUGAUGAUGGUGUUGAAAAUUCUGAUUAUGGAGAAGCCUAA
Entamoeba dispar SAW760 is the source of this 1488-nucleotide messenger RNA. Its product is annotated as tyrosine protein kinase, putative. NCBI's taxonomy places the organism in Eukaryota, Evosea, Mastigamoebida, Endamoebidae. The record is from RefSeq and is a predicted model, not a curated record. The coding region runs from base 1 to 1488 and encodes 495 amino acids. The transcript has a single exon. Gene Ontology annotation, biological process: protein phosphorylation. Gene Ontology annotation, molecular function: ATP binding; protein kinase activity.